Molecule: messenger RNA, 813 nt
Organism: Trichechus manatus latirostris (Florida manatee)
Lineage: Eukaryota; Metazoa; Chordata; Mammalia; Sirenia; Trichechidae
Gene: POMC
Product: proopiomelanocortin
Exons: 2
Coding region: 1-813 (270 amino acids)
Biological process (GO): regulation of corticosterone secretion
Cellular component (GO): extracellular region; secretory granule
Molecular function (GO): hormone activity; G protein-coupled receptor binding
Source: RefSeq, a predicted model, not a curated record
AUGCCUCCAUCCUGCGGCAGCCGCUCCGGGGCCCUGCUGCUGGCCUUGCUGCUUCAGGCCUCCAUGGAAGUGCGUGGCUGGUGCCUGGAGAGCAGCCAGUGUCAGGACCUCACCACGGAAAGCAACCUGCUGGAGUGCAUCCAGGCCUGCAAGCCGGACCUGUCAGCUGAAAGGCCCGUGUUCACCGGCAACGGCGAGGAGCAGCCACUGACUGAGAACCCCCGGAAGUAUGUCAUGGGCCACUUCCGCUGGGGCAGGUUUGGCCGCCGAAACGGCAGCAGCGGUGGCAGCACGGGGCAGAAGCGCGAGGAGGAGUUCGCGGAGGGCGAUGUCGGCGACGUGCUGCCUGCGGCUGGCCCCGGGUCACGCAGCGAUGGCGCUGAGCCGGGCCUGCGCGAGGGCAAGCGCUCCUACUCCAUGGAGCACUUCCGCUGGGGCAAGCCAGUGGGCAAGAAGAGGCGCCCGGUGAAGGUGUACCCCAACGGCGCCGAGGACGAGUCGGCCGAGGCCUUCCCCCUCGAGUUCAAGAGGGAGCUGGCUAGGGAGCGGCGCGAGCCGGCACGCGGCCCCCAAGGCCCUGCCGAGGGCGCAGCGACCCGAGCCGACCUGGACUACGGCAUCAUGGCAGAGGCUGAGGCAGCGUCAGCCGAGAAGAAGGACGAGGGGCCCUAUAAGAUGGAGCACUUCCGUUGGGGCAGCCCGCCCAAGGACAAGCGCUACGGCGGCUUCAUGACCUCUGAGAAAAGCCAGACCCCUCUCGUGACGCUGUUCAAAAACGCCAUCAUCAAGAACGCCCACAAGAAGGGCCAGUGA